Messenger RNA from Pelobates cultripes (western spadefoot toad), 162 nucleotides. NCBI's taxonomy places the organism in Eukaryota, Metazoa, Chordata, Amphibia, Anura, Pelobatidae. The record is from the annotation of a GenBank genome assembly.
AUGCUGACGCAACUUCAAGGUCUCCACGCAGUGUGCCUGCUCUACGAGACUCACUACAAACUAGGUGGAUGCCAAGAAGGUACCGGAGCGCUGGCCGUUCGGGGCGCACGGGACAUGCUGCAGCGGGAAACCGGAACAAGGCCCAUGGUGCAGGGGCACUGA